Molecule: messenger RNA, 1274 nt
Organism: Cucurbita moschata (crookneck pumpkin)
Lineage: Eukaryota; Viridiplantae; Streptophyta; Magnoliopsida; Cucurbitales; Cucurbitaceae
Product: F-box protein At1g22220-like
Exons: 1
Coding region: 157-1182 (341 amino acids)
Molecular function (GO): protein binding
Source: RefSeq, a predicted model, not a curated record
GGUCCCAUUGGUUGUAGGUCAACGGUCAAACCUCCCGCAACUUGUCCUUUCUCUAUCUCUCUCCCACUUGCCUUGCAGGCGGAGCUUCUGUUAAAUAAGUACGUAAAAACGAAAACAAAAAAAAUAAACAUAACGGAUAAUUUCUUGCAGUCUUCCAUGGCGGAAGGGCAGGAUUCUUCGUUAAUCCACAUCGAUGAUGCCUUUGAUUCUCUUCCAGAUUCCAUAAUUCUUCUGAUUUUCAACUCCGUUUCCGAUGUCAAAACCUUGAUCCGUUGCAGAGCCGUCUCGAAGCGAUUCAACUCCCUCGUUCCUCAUUCCGAUUCUCUCUUUCUCAAGGUCGAUUGCGUCAUUUCUUCCGAUUCUGAUUCCGAUGAAAACUCGUUCCUCUACGGAUUUUUCAAGUCCGUUGUGAAAUCGUUCUUCGAUUUGAUUUCUCCUAUCCUCGUUCAGUCCGAAUCGCAGAACUCUCCGGCGCAAAUCCUACGGCAGUUUAUCCGGAUCCAGCGUUUGGAGAUCGAGUUUCCGACGGGAGAUCUUAAGGUUGAGAGAAUCGGAGGCGUUAAAUGGAGAGCGGAGUUUGGGAUUACGCUUAGGAGUUGCGUGAUUUUGCUAUUUCGAGGGAUUAGGUAUGAGUCGUAUGAUGAGACGGCUGUGGCGGAUGGUUUCGAUUUCAUCGAAGAACUGAAAUCGAAGGUGUUUUUGACGAUUAGUACUCUGAUUACGGCAUCGGCGAGGCACCACGUGUUGGCGGAGGUGAUCGAGGAGCAUUUGGAGGUGGACAGUCUUGUUUUGCGAGACAGGGAAGGGGAAGGCGUGGUGGAGAUGGACAAGGACGGUUUAGAUGAGUGGAGGAAAUCGAGAGACCGUAGCGGCGAAGACGGCGGCGGAGUAGCGGGGGAGGGAGGGGAAUGGCGACGGACGAGAACGAGGGUUCCGAGCACUACGGUGAGGAUGAGACAUCUGCCGAGGGUGGAGCUCCGGCGAGGGAUGUGGAUGGAGGACGCCACGUUGGUGGUGGUGAGGCCAACCACAAAUGCCAGCAAGGAUAAAACCGAUGACAUGGAGAAAGAGAAUGAUGAGGUGGCAUUGAGGACGUUCGAAGGUGAUGAUGUGUACGGUGAGGCAGUGGGAGCGUUACUGAAGAAGGGCCGGAGGUACCAGUUAGAAAUGAACUCUUUCUAGAUUUUUCUUUUUUCUUUUUUUUUUCUAAAUAUAUAUAAAUACUGUAAAUUAAAACUUUCUGAGCUGGAAAUAUAUUUAUUAUAAUGGACCAA